CUUGUGUCUGUACAGUAUCAAAAGAAAUUACGUCAUGGCGAUUAAAAAACACGUGUGUUGAAGCGUUGAAGUGAUUGAUUAAAAAAAAGUGGUAAGAAUCAACAGUGAGUUAACAAGCGCAGCGGAGGGUGCGCAGAACCAUUUAUUAGUCCUAUAAAGGGAGUAGGAGCAUUCGCGCCCCAUUCACAAGUCCGACGUCGCUAUCCCCGCCGGUAGCUCGACUUACCCAACUUUCCUGCGAACUGUGGACUAUAGUUUGGAACGAUGAAAUUUUUUCUGUACGUCGGUGCCGUGGUGUUGAUGUGCGACGCGAUCAACGGGUUGUUCUUGCCGGAGUUGGGACGGGGACGUCCAAGAAUAUCUACGCACGGCGUUUCGUGGUAUCAGAGGGGAAGGCGGGUUGAAAGACCUACACACCGAGUAAUAGACCCUAAUGAAGACUGUUUUCUGAUGACAUCUGACGAGGGAGAGAUAUUCUUCAAGUCGCCAUCAGACGAGGGCAUAGUGUGCGGCAUCUACAUGAUAGCGGAGCCUGACCAACGCAUCCAGGUCACCUUCAACUACAUGGAUGUGCCCUGCGAGAAUGGAGGGCUGGUUGCAUGGGUGGACGGCUGGGAGUUGAACGGCCAGGUCUGGCCAGCAGACGCCUGGGACGAUGACCGAGUGGUGGAAUCCUGCGACCGGCGUCCGCCGCGCAAGCUGGUGGCGCGUCAGAAUGCGGCGCUCAUCCAGUACAGAGUCCCGGCCAGGGGCAAGGGAUUCGCCAUCACUGUGCGUCAUCUGAAAAAUCCGAGGCCUUGCAACGUGAUGAUGUUCGGGUCCGAAGGCAUCUUCACCCUUCGCAACCACGGCGCCACCGGCAACUGUUCCCUCAUCACCAUCGCCCCAGCCUCCGUGAGGGUACUGGACCUCAACGUGGGGCAGGCGGUCAAAACACACUCGCUGCUUGAAUUAGAAACCGGGACCCUCAGUCAGUGCAAAAAACGAGGAUUGCCGGACUAUGUGGACAUCGGUGGCGCCGGGGGCCUAGAUCACACCAAGAUGGAAGUCUAUGACAGUAUGUGUGGGCUCGACUCCAAAGAAGCACGCCGCCCGCUGCUCAUCGCCUGUGAAGACACCGUGGUGCGACUAGUGUCCAGCGGCCGGUUCCACAACUCAGUGACCCUGGCCUUCAACCCUCUCGCUGCCGAGGACAUCGAACACGCCGACUUGAUUUGCGGCAUGGACGCGAUGAAUGAGGUGCCCGAUAUCUAAACUGACCGACGAGAACCUUGAGCUGUGGCACGACUUUAUGUUACGAGUAGCAAAGGCCAAAACACAUUUUAGAAAAAAAUCCGUCAAUAAAACCGUUCUGAUAUACAUACCUUUUGUAUAAUAUUUUUAAGCACUAAUGUAUCCCGCUUGUAAGGGAGCAACGUAAUAAAAGCUUUAAGUUUCCAUAAUUUUGUGAUAUCCAUAGAAAAGACGCGACCGAGUAGCAUGUUAUUAUAUAAAAUGUGUAUGACCCAAUAAGUUUCUUCAGAAUAUGUACUACUAAUUUUUAGGAUAUUUAAGUAUAUUUUCUAUUCUAACUACUAAUGUAUUUAGUUUACUUAAGUUUUACAACGUAUUUUAAAAACAGCAAUGAAAUUUCGAUUGACUGCAGCAUGAACGUAAUAUUACAUAACUAUUAUACAAUUACCGCGGUUAGGAUAAAACCGUUCCGCUGCGUCAUCGGAUGGCAAUAUGCAAGUAUGUGUUCGAUUGUGCAGCGAAAUUAUUUGUAAUAAAUUGUAUUAUUAUCAAUUAGGUAUAGCAAUCAUUCCUCGGAACGCUACCACUAUUUUCGGUGCCACGGCUCUCAGACUAAGCGAUCCAAACAAAUGAUAAUAAAGUAACAAGAUGUCAUUAUUUGUUUGAUAAAAUGUUUCGAAUUGAGUUUCACAUGUUGCACAUUAACUAAUAAAAAUAUUGGCUAUAGUUUAUUUUGUAGAUGUUUCGGCAAAUUCUGUUAGUAUAGUAAUAGUUACAUAAAAAAACAUCAACAAAGUUGCGUUUAGAUAGUUAUAUGAAUUUAUUAAAUUUAUAUUUAAGUGCCAAUUAUCUACGGGUUUUAUAUUUAUUACUGUAUAAAAUACAGAUAAACUAUUAUUACUUAGUGAUGUUAUUUUUGGGUAUAUUAAAAUGAAUAAGGCCUAGUUUCGUGUACCUACUUUAUUCAUGUUUAAAUUAAAACUGUACGUAGAUUUAAUAGCUAACUGUGUCAGUAUCUCAAUCUAGUCAUGUAAGAGCUAGAAAAAUAUAAAAAUGUACCUACUAAAAUGUGUCCUAGCCAAAAUGUCCAUAAAUAAAAUAAACUUCCUACUAAGCUUUUUUAUUCCAUUGAAAUAUUAUUGUCCGAAAAGAGUAAAUCAGCGUGUUAUGCUGUUAGGGCCUGUGCACACUGGCUGAAUGUGCGUAGACGUGCACGACUUCUUAAAUAUCUACACAUAUAUAUUAGCUGCUAGACGCACAAUAACGUGUACACACAUUCGGCAUAUGCACAUUGGCAUGCUAUUACUCUAUCAUACCAUUCCACCUAAAUAUAAAGCUAAUAUAAUUUAUACAUUUUUCGUAUAAUGCAUUUGAACUUCAUUGCAUUAACAUGUAAAUUGUAAUGGAAAUAUAAGUUUGAUCUAAAAAAUAAUAUAAAGAUCAAAUAAAGAUGAAAGCAAAGUAAA
Molecule: messenger RNA, 2699 nt
Organism: Leguminivora glycinivorella
Lineage: Eukaryota; Metazoa; Arthropoda; Insecta; Lepidoptera; Tortricidae
Product: corticotropin-releasing factor-binding protein
Exons: 7
Coding region: 265-1254 (329 amino acids)
Biological process (GO): negative regulation of corticotropin secretion; hormone-mediated signaling pathway; negative regulation of corticotropin-releasing hormone receptor activity
Molecular function (GO): corticotropin-releasing hormone binding
Source: RefSeq, a predicted model, not a curated record